Oncorhynchus keta (chum salmon) is the source of this 1838-nucleotide messenger RNA. Its product is annotated as CAP-Gly domain-containing linker protein 1. The transcript is spliced from 7 exons. The coding region runs from base 497 to 1162 and encodes 221 amino acids. The record is from RefSeq and is a predicted model, not a curated record. NCBI's taxonomy places the organism in Eukaryota, Metazoa, Chordata, Actinopteri, Salmoniformes, Salmonidae.
UGAGCGUGUGCCCAGGCAACACACACACAUACCAUCGCUCUCUUCUCCCUCUCCCCCUCUCUCUCUCUCUCUGGCGUGCACUGUAGGGGGUGGGAGCUGAUGGUUUAUUGAUGGGGAGUCUGCGUUAGUGUGUGUGCUACUGGGAGAGACCAUUGGGGAAAGAUAGGGUACAGUAUUGACACUAGGAGAGAUAGGGACUGCUCUGCCACUGGGACAGACAGGCUAGAGACCAGUACUGGGAGAGAGCGAGAACUCUGACAGAGGGACCAUGCUGUAGGGUAGAGCAGUGGAUGUGGCUGCUCUGCACCGGGGCUAUCCAGGCACAAUCUACUCUCACUACCAGCUCGAGGCGCUGAAACAGCAGAAUUCCAAAUUCCAGGAAGAACUCAGUCUCUCGCAGGAGCGGAGCAGCACGCAAAACCAGCGCAUCGGAAAUCUGUGCAAGGAAAUUGAGGAACUGAAGCUGAACAGUCAUAAGUCUCAGUACCAGCAAGACAUGAAAGACAGGGAAACUCUAUCCAACCAGGAGACAGGGGAGGAGAGAAACUUCCAGAAGACAGAUAAGGACAAGGAGCUGGAGACUCUGAGGAAUGAGAUUGUGGUGCUGCGAGGUGAGAACGUCAUGGCCAAGACGCUGCAGUCUGCCGUUGAGGCGCUGGAGAGAGACAAGGCCCAACUACAGGGAUGUGUCACCAGCCUGGAGCAGAGGCUCAUGGGACAGCAGGCCUCCAAGGGAGGGGACAGUGGAAUGCCUUCCUCAGGUGAUGCAGUUCUGGACCAGCUGAGAGAAGAGAAGGAGUUUGCAGAGGGACAGAUUAACUUCCUGAACAGUGUGAUUGUGGACCUGCAGAGGAAGAACGAGGAGUUGAAGGUGAAGUUGAAGAAGAUGGUUCUGGCUGAGUUCAACGGCAAUGACGGCACUGACGGUUUGGAAGAGUGUGGAUCUAAGAAGGACAAGAAGGCUCCUCCUCGUCUGUUCUGUGAUAUCUGUGACUGUUUCGACCUCCAUGACACCGAAGACUGUCCGACCCAGGCCCAGAGCCCUGACUCAGUGCCCCACUCUUCCUUCAAGGGCAAGCCAGCCGACCAGCGGCCGUACUGCGACAUCUGUGAGGCCUUUGGUCAUUCCACAGAGUCCUGCCAAGAUGAUCAGACCUUCUAGACUCUCAUCCAUAGUAUCCCACCCCUGCCCUGCACAGACUGCCAAACACCGACCAGACUCCCUCUGGGUUUUUAUAUCGUAUUUAUGUAUGUCACUCACUGUCAUAGUCCCCUUAGGUAACUCAAAAUCCCCCGCUACCUAAGACUCUCCUAUGACUUAUACUACUUCCUCUCACAAAUGUUUCUCUCCUCCCUCACCAACUCUUCUCUCCUCUCUAACUCUCCUCCCUCACCAACUCACCUUUCCUCGCUCUCCUCUCUAACUCUCCUCCCUCACCAACUCUCCUUUCCUCGCUCUCCUCUAACUCUCCUUCCUCACCAACUCUCCUCUCCUCUCUAACUCUCCUCCCUCACCAACUCUCCUUUCCUCAGUCUCCUCUCUAACUCUCCUUCCUCACCAACUCUCCCUCCUCCCUCACCAACUCUCCUUUCCUCGCUCUCCUCCCUCUAACCCCCCCUCUCCUCUCUAACUCUCCCCCCUCCCUCUCUCUAACUCUCCCCCUCCCUCUCUCUCUAUCCCCCUCUCUCUCUCCCCCUCUCUCUAACUCUCUCCCUCUCUCUAACUCUCCCCCUCCCUCUCCUCUCUAACUCUCCUCCCUCUCUCUAACUCGCCCCCUUCCUCUCUCUAACUCUCCCCCUCCCUCUCUCCAACUCUCCGCCCUCCCACUCUCCAACUC